This is a messenger RNA of Gastrolobium bilobum, 2267 nucleotides long. Its product is annotated as dicarboxylate transporter 1, chloroplastic. Gene Ontology annotation, molecular function: transmembrane transporter activity. The transcript has 3 exons. The record is from RefSeq and is a predicted model, not a curated record. NCBI's taxonomy places the organism in Eukaryota, Viridiplantae, Streptophyta, Magnoliopsida, Fabales, Fabaceae. Gene Ontology annotation, cellular component: membrane. Bases 266 to 1936 code for a protein of 556 amino acids. Gene Ontology annotation, biological process: transmembrane transport.
CACAACACAGUGUUUAUGUUAUGUUCUGACGGAGAAUUCAACAUAUCUGAAAUUGUGAAAGACGGUAAUCACAAAGAUAAAAUAGCACAAAAGCCACCAAUUCCUCACCAACAAACAAAGCCGCAUAUUCCAAUCACAACCUCCACCGUCCGUUCCAAAUCCAACGGCUCACAAUCAAAUCUCCCUUGGUUGUUCCUCCAGCCACAUGGUGCCACUCUAUUAAGAUACAAAACGCUGCACCAGAUCCCAAUCCCAAUCCCAAACCAUGGCUUCCAUAGCACUCACCACCACCACAACUCUCCCAUCUUUCCGCUUCCGUUCCUCCUCCUCCUCCAAAUCGCCACCACAACGCCAUGCCACUUUCAAACCCCUCACACUAAACCGCAACCCUUCCAUUUCUUUAAUUCCAUCCUUCCCACUCUCCAACGUCACUUUCAAUCGGAAACACUCCACUACUACUGUUAGAGCCUCAGCCGCCAUCACCCCAGCUCCGGCUCCGGCUCCGGCUCCGGUUCAGCCAUGGCAAGGCGCGGCAAUAAAACCGCUUUUAGCUUCUAUAGCAACGGGGGUAUUACUCUGGUUUGUUCCCGUUCCGUCUGGGGUUUCACGAAACGCGUGGCAAUUGUUAGCGAUUUUCUUGGGAACCAUCGUCGGCAUUAUCACACAGCCAUUGCCCCUUGGUGCCGUCGCCAUAUUGGGCUUGGGCGUUUCGGUUCUCACCAAAACCCUACCAUUCGCUGCUGCAUUCUCGGGCUUCGCUGAUCCAAUCCCUUGGCUCAUUGCCCUUGCCUUCUUCUUCGCCAAAGGGUUCAUCAAAACCGGGCUCGGAAAUCGCGUCGCUUAUCAAUUCGUGUCCCUUUUCGGUAGCUCUUCGUUAGGAUUAGGUUAUAGCUUGGUUUUCAGCGAGGCCUUGUUGGCACCGGCUAUUCCUUCGGUUUCCGCAAGAGCUGGUGGGAUUUUUCUUCCGUUGGUUAAGUCUCUGUGUGUGGCUUGUGGUAGUAACGCCGGUGACGGAACGGAGAACAGACUUGGGUCGUGGUUGAUGCUUACUUGCUUUCAGACUUCGGUUAUUUCGUCGGCGAUGUUUUUGACUGCAAUGGCUGCGAAUCCCCUUUGUGCCACUCUCACUCUGAACUCCAUUAACCAGACCAUUGGGUGGUUGGACUGGGCAAAAGCUGCCAUUGUCCCUGGUUUGGUGUCGUUGGUGUUGGUGCCUUUGAUCUUGUAUAUCAUCUACCCUCCUACCUUGAAAAACAGUCCUGACGCACCCAAGCUUGCUAGGGAGAAGUUAGAGAAGAUGGGGCCUAUGUCAGCGAAUGAGAAGAUCAUGACUGCGACUCUGUUUCUUACGGUGGGACUUUGGAUUUUUGGAGGGGUUCUUAAUAUAGAUGCUGUGACUGCUGCUAUCCUUGGACUAACUGUACUCCUUGUCACUGGGGUCGUGACAUGGAAGGAGUGCUUAGCUGAGGGAGUUGCCUGGGAUACUCUCACGUGGUUUGCUGCCCUCAUUGCAAUGGCUGGGUAUUUGAACAAAUAUGGUCUCAUUUCUUGGUUCAGUCAAACUGUAGUCAAGUUUGUUGGUGGGUUGGGUCUUUCAUGGCAACUAUCUUUUGGGAUUCUGGUCCUUCUCUACUUCUACUCUCAUUACUUCUUUGCAAGUGGAGCUGCUCAUAUUGGUGCCAUGUUUACUGCAUUCCUGUCUGUUGCUACUGCUCUGGGGACUCCUCCAUUCUUUGCAGCCAUGGUGCUGUCCUUCCUCUCCAACCUUAUGGGCGGCCUUACUCAUUAUGGGAUUGGGUCAGCUCCCGUGUUUUACGGUGCCAACUAUGUUCCCCUUGCUAAAUGGUGGGGCUAUGGAUUCCUUAUUAGUAUUGUUAACAUGAUAAUCUGGCUUGGAGUUGGAGGAGUUUGGUGGAAAGCCAUUGGCUUGUGGUAAAGGGCCUGUUAUAGAGAUUUGCCUACACAAAUUUUCUAAUUUAAUAUUUUUGCAUACAGUCAUGUACGAAUUCUCGUUAUUAUCAGCAGUUGAAGCAAACUGCUAAUCUUUUUACGAUUCUUUCGAGAAAUAAUCUACGGGAGGUUUUGAUGGAGAUUUAGAUGGGACCUGCAUAUACUUGGUCGUUUAAGAUCUGAGGUAGAACAUUUACAUGAUUUUUGAAAUGUAAGGACAUCCUGCUAUGCAGGAUAUAUUGUAGUUAUACAUGCCUUGAAUGUUUUUCCUCAAAUUUGCUGUUUUUUGUGUGGAGAUCGCAAUAGUGUGGAGUAAU